This is a messenger RNA of Oryzias latipes (Japanese medaka), 3959 nucleotides long. The record is from RefSeq and is a predicted model, not a curated record. NCBI's taxonomy places the organism in Eukaryota, Metazoa, Chordata, Actinopteri, Beloniformes, Adrianichthyidae.
AAUAAAAAAUCUAAGUAAAAAGAAUUACUUACCUGGUGCUUAUAGUUUGUAGGUUCCCAUUGCCACCCUACCAAAGACCUUUGCCCCUUUCCCACCCCCAUUUAAAAUGUUCUAGCUCUGACUGCAUUUUUACGCUGUGAAAAUGAUGAAAAAUAUGAUUUCUUUGUGAUUUGUAACUUUUAUGCAGCAGUUACAGCUUUUGGGGUGUGAAUUUCAAUGAUUACAGUUUUAGGAUUCCAGCAUUAAAAAAAACUUUCUUUUUAAGUUAAUUUUGGAUACAUAACCUUCUGAACAGUUUUAAACUAGAACACAGAAACCAUUACGUUACAUCAGAUGACAGAAAACAUCCUAUUAAAAUUAGUGCUUUUUUGGAAUGUUAUAAAAUAAUUGUGGUAAAGCAAAAAGUAAAUGUGAAAAAAAAGGAAGACAAGUAGUUUGAACUACUGCCCAAACUCAGAAAAGGAUGCCAGAAAAAAUGUGAACAUGUAGGGAGGGAUUAUUAAAUGAAGUUAGUAUUUAUUGCUCUGGUUGUUUUCUUCUCUAUUCAGCAGGACUACAGAUUCACCUUAAGCUCAAACUGUUUUGUUUUAAAUGAUAAACCAGCCACCGUGACGACUAAAGAGGAUCUUCAGACCACUUCUAAACCCACAGCACACACACAUUAUCAUGAAGUUGCAUCAGCACCAUAUCAAGCAUGUCAUUCAAGCACCCUGCUCAACUGUCAGUGACAGUGACCCUUUUGUGUCCUUGAAAAUCGAGUGUGUACGUUUAAAAGUUUAGAUAAUUAGAAGUAAUAAAUGUGUUUUAAUUAAAACUAUUGAUUAAAGAGUGUAAACCUGAGAUCUCUCAUAUGAAUUUUUUACUCUCAGCUCAAAACCAGUCUAACAUUGAAGAGGCUUAAACAACAGGCUGCAAAACAGCAGAAUCAGUCGUCCGCAGUCAAGAGAAACUUUGAAUCUCUUAGUCACUCGACAGUGACUUGCAUUAUUUAACUUCGCCAGCAGACCCUCUGCAUUGUGGGAGAGUAUAAAGACUGGCUAUAAUGAGUUCCAGCCACAAACAUUGACUUGUUUUUCUCUGUAGUCUACACACCAUCACAGUUCUUUAAAAUGCAUCACUUGCUGGUGUUCCUCUCUGUAUCAUUGGUCAGCACCAUCGGGGAAUCUUUGUUAACCACUAAAACAACUUUGAAUUCCUCAUCUGUGAGAGAAUUACUGAUUCAAUCCUCACAAGAAAGCCGUGAGAUUGUUGACAACGCCUUCCAGCGCUCCAGACAAAGACGGAGCUCAGCCUCAUUUUCCAAGCAUGGGUUUGAAUUCCGUUUGCAAGCUGAGCCUGAGACCCAGGAGAUUUCUCGAGCUGGUGAGGUUUUUCAAGCAGCCCUACAGGUCCUGAAGUACACAGCAAAACAGAAAUAUGAAAGGAAUCUCACUGCUUCAGAGUUGUUAUCCUUAGAGGAUGUGCAGCUGCUUGCAGAGCUGUCUGGCUGUCCCAAUGCAACAAAGCAAGACACGUGUGAACAAAGCCGUCACAGCAGAUACCGCACCAUAUCAGGAGUCUGCAACAACAGGCUUAAUCCUCGCUGGGGAGCAGCCAACACCGCCUUGGUCAGAUGGCUCCCGGCUGAAUAUGAAGAUGGGGAGGGAGAACCCAAGGGUUGGAACCCAGAUCGACUCCAUCAUGGCUUCCAGCUUCCCCCGCCUCGGAAGGUCAGCAGGGAAAUAAUCAGGAGCUCCUGUAAAUGGAAGGAUGAUGACUACUCUCAGCUGCUGGUGGAUUGGGGCCAGUACAUUGACCAUGACAUAACCUUUACACCUCAAAGCAUCAGUAAAAGUGCCUUUUGGACAGACACGGACUGCUACCAGACCUGUGAUAAUGUGCACCCCUGCUUUCCCAUUAAGACUGAUGAUUCUCUCUGCAUGCCCUUUCAUCGUUCCACAGCAGACUGUUAUGUCAGUCCGGGGUCUGAUGUACAGCACGCCCUGCAGCGACAGCAGCUGAAUGCCAUCACUUCUUACAUUGAUGCUUCACUUGUUUAUGGGCACACUCCAAAGCUGGAGAGUUUCCUUCGUGACCUUUCCGGGCUCAGUGGGAAACUUGCCGUCAACGACCAAUUCAAGGAUGCAAAGGGAAGACCUUAUCUUCCUUUUGUUGCCAAGACGCCAUCGGCGUGCCGAACUUUUCAGCAGGACGACGGGAUUGACUGUUUUAGCGCGGGGGACGGUCGAGUCAACGAGGGCCUGCCCUUGAUUUCUCUGCACACACUGUGGCUCAGAGAACACAACAGAAUUGCAGAAGCACUGAAGCUGAUCAACGAUCACUGGAGUCCUGAGAUGAUCUAUCAAGAAACCCGCCAGAUCAUUGGGGCCCUACACCAGAUCAUAACUAUGAGAGAUUAUGUUCCCAAAAUCAUUGGCCCAGAGUCGUUUGAGCGUUUUGUUGGACCGUAUACGGGCUAUGACCCAGCUGUGGAUCCAUCAGCCUCCAAUGUGUUUGCCACCGCUGCAUUCAGGUUCGGCCACGCCACCAUCUCUCCUGUGCUGCACAGACUGAACCAGAGCUUCCAGGAGCAUGAGCAGUUUCCCCAUUUGAGGCUAUACAAGACUUUUUUCAGCCCUUGGAGAAUAGUCAAAGAAGGUGGGAUUGAACCAAUUAUACGGGGUCUGAUUGGAAUUGCAGCGCCGGCUGCAAGUGCAAACAAGCUGUUGGUGGAGGAGGUCACAGAGAUGCUGGCUGUGCUGGACACUCUGCAGCACAUGGACCUGGCUUCUCUAAACCUGCAGAGAGGACGGGACCAUGGCCUUCCAGGAUACAACGAGUGGAGGGAAUUCUGUGGACUGGCUCGCAUCGAUACGCUGGAGAAUCUUAAAGUAGUUCUGCAAGACGGUAGGGUUGCUGAGAAGAUACUAAACAUGUACAAGCAUCUGGACAACAUCGAUGUAUGGCUUGGAGGACUUGUUGAAAACUACUUGCCUGAUGCCAGAACAGGUCCACUUUUUGCUUGUUUGAUUGGCAAACAGAUGAAAGCUCUUCGUGAUGGCGAUAGGUUUUGGUGGGAAGCUGAUGGUGUUUUCAAGCAGGAACAGAAGGAUGAGCUUUUAAAAGGCUCUCUGUCUCGUGUCAUCUGUGACAACACAGACAUUCAGGAAGUCCCUUUUGAUUCCUUCCGAUUUGGGAAAUUUCCAAACGAAUAUGUCAGUUGUGCUAGCAUACCUUCAAUUAACCUGGAAGCCUGGAGGGAGGAGAAAAGCAAAGAUUAUGACCUGUGUGGUUCUCCGACCCGGAUCCAUAAUGGAGAUUAUAUUUUCACUUUCAAUGCUCAAAAAGUGACUGCUCUGUACUCUUGUUACCAUGGUUUCAUGUUGGAGGGUGCUGCUGAAAUCACGUGUGAAAAAAAUGAGUGGCAUCCCGAAGCCCCAAAAUGUAUAGAUUGGACUGCAGAUUACCACCAACCAAACUUCUCCACACUUUUUUGUGUUUUGUGACAUACACCAGCCUCAUCUGCAGCAAAAGAAUCCCACUACCCCUAACAUGUAUUAUUUUCUGACCUAUGUAAAAGUUUUUAUUGCCAUCAGUUUUAGAGUUUAAAGUUGUGCAUCCUUUACAUGAUGGAAUGAGCUUUAAAUCAGCAGAAAACCUGCCUGUGUAUUCUGUAUUUACUUGAAAUGAUCCAAGUUUGUCAUUGUUGGAAUUGUGAGGUUUAAUAAAAUCCACGCAUUAACAAGUAUUCGUGUUAAUAGACAAUUAUUAGAGGAGGGUCUAGGGGCAGAGCUUAGUAAAACUUAUUCUGUUUAGUUUAGCAGUCAGCUAUUGUAAUUUACAACAGAUGUUGUGUUCCUGUACAAUUAGUAUGAAGCCGGUUCAGACAACUGUGUUGUAAUAUUGAACUGUUUAAAUAAAAUAGAAAUAAGUGAUCAUGUAAACACAGGUCUGUUUCCUUUAAACAACACUGUCAAAUC